This is a messenger RNA of Puntigrus tetrazona (Sumatra barb), 3366 nucleotides long. RefSeq names its product nuclear factor of kappa light polypeptide gene enhancer in B-cells inhibitor, beta (gene nfkbib). Gene Ontology annotation, molecular function: protein binding. Bases 346 to 1530 code for a protein of 394 amino acids. The record is from RefSeq and is a predicted model, not a curated record. Lineage: Eukaryota; Metazoa; Chordata; Actinopteri; Cypriniformes; Cyprinidae. The transcript has 6 exons. Gene Ontology annotation, cellular component: cytosol. Gene Ontology annotation, biological process: signal transduction; cellular response to lipopolysaccharide.
AGUUACGAGAUUGGCUCUGGGAAUUCCCCAGGAAAACACCUACGCAGCCGCACGGCCUUUUCUGGAUAAACUGGUCAACAGCUAGCGGCUCACAAGGUGAGCAAUUUGUAGUUUUAUAAUGCUUCGGACAUGGGGGGAAUCUGAGGCUUGUGCGACAGCGCUUGCCGCUGUUGUUUGGGAAUUUGUCAAGAAAGAGCUCGUUUUGUUCCCCUAAAAACCGUCAACAACCGCCAGACGCAGUCCAUCUGGAUAGAAGCGAAAACGGCGCAACAGAUAGUUGUUUGUCAGGAAAGGCAGUUUCUCUCGUUACAGUUGACAUCGUUUAAACGACGCAUUCAUAUAUAAAUGGAGGGGACGCAAGAUAUUCACGGUGAAUCCCGGAGACAGAAUGCACGGCCUGGACCGAGCUACUCUGUGGAGAAAAGGGGCGCCGUGGAUUCUAUCACGGAGGAUUGGUGUGACAGCGGGCUAGACUCCUUAAGCGGGGUCGGACUCGGUUUUGAGGAUCCCUACGGUACGUACACCGAGGCCGAACAGAUGUGGACACCUGGUCAGCCUGUGUCUGACAUACCUGACAUCCCUCCGUCGGACGAGCCCGACAACAGGAAUACCGGGGAUUGUGUGUCGAUUGGCGGCGGAGAGAGGCUCGACUCAGCCAUAGGGGACUCGAUUAAUGAGGAUGCGGUGGUGGCGUGCCUCUCCGACGGGAUCGGCACCAUGAUCCUGGGCGAGCCUGCAGGUACAGAGAGACCGGAGGUUUCAAACACCGAGGACGGUCGGCGGCGAAGGGAAGAGCUCUUCAACACGCUCAACUUUCUGUCAGAGGACGGGGACACGGUACUUCAUUUGGCGCUAAUUCAUGAACAGUGGGGUGUUGUUCAGUGCCUGCUCGAAAACAUUGUGGCGGACAACACCUGGAUUCCCAUCCUGGACAUCCAAAAUGACCUGGGUCAGACUGCUCUACAUUUAGCAGUCAUAGUAGACCGGAGUGAGUGUGUUCGGGCACUGUUGUGGAGUGGAGCCAGUGCGGAGAUCCAAGAGAGGGGUGGAAACACACCUUUACACCUGGCUGUCAGAGAGCUUCGCACAGUGUGUGUGAGAGAGCUGACCAGCUGCUCACGGACCCCCCCGGUGCACCUGAACAUCACCAAUUAUGCAGGUGUGAGUGCGCUGCACCUGGCUGUACAUAGGGGCAAUUGCGAGAUCAUCAAAAUGCUGUUGGAAGCAGGAGCAGAUGUAAAUCAACGGGAUUUGGGGUCAGGUCGGUCUCCAUUGCACUGGGCUGUGGAAAGUCAGAGGUCAGAGGUAGUGGAGUUAUUAUUGAGCGCCGGUGCAUUGGUGAAUCAGCGCUCGUAUGCAGGCCACACCCCGUUCUACUGUGCCCUUUACCGACCCAACAAAGAGGUGCAAGCCCUGCUUAGUGCCCAUGGGGCCACAUACACACAGGACGAUGAGGAAGAAGAGGAGUACCAAGAGAGUGAGGAGGAGGAGUUUGACGAUGUCAUCAUAAAUGGACAGCGAGUGCUGUAGCUGCGAAACACGGACACUACUCUGCCAUUCGACCUUUGGAACAGCUGAGCGACUGUGGUGUCUGAUUGUAUUUGGUGGAGGCUAUUACGUGUGGCUGUGUGUGUAUUUUGUUUUAAGGUACAGUAUGAUGUCAGUACGCUGGUUUUAGUUCAGGCCGACGGGAGUGCAUAGCUAGAUUCUGUUAGCCUUUGAGGAUCUAAGUUAUUUAAGCCUGACAUCACGCAAAGCCUUUUAAAGCUAUUACAAUGGAGGCAGCUUUUAAUUUAGUAAAACCUCUUAUUGGCUCAUCUCAUGUACAUUAUAAUAUAGGGAUAGUGCACCUAAAGAUGAAUAUGCUGUCGAACCCUUAUGGUGGUACAAGGCUGUAUGACUUUUUCUUCUGAGGAAUAAAAAGAACAUGUCUUAAAAAAUGAUGGAAAAAAGUGUUUUAUGUGCACACAUUAAAAUUAGCGGAGUCCAAUGUUGUUUAGGCAACAUAUCCUAUAUAAAAGAAGGAUCAUAUCUCAUAUCAUACCUUUAGGUAAAAUGUCUUCCACAGAAGAAACAAAGUCAUUUAGUUUUGGAAUGGCAUAAGGGUGAGUAAAUUAUUUUAAUUUUGGGUGUGUUAUCUCUUUAAGAACCAAAUUCCCUAAAAGAUACCAAACAACUUUUACAUUGCUUGUCCCACCAGUGAGUAGAUUUAUUGUUCCCACAAUAGUUUUCUUUGUUUUUAAAUUAUUAGCCAGAUUUAGUUGAAGAAAAUUUUUUUUUUUUGGAAUGGUUUUUCAUAAACUUGCUUAUUUACUAUUACUGCUAUAUCAACUAUUGGUUGUUUGAGUAUAGUGUCACAAUUUUCAUGGUGACCUCUUAAGUUUUUUUUUUUUUUUCUCUCUUUUUACAGUAGAUGUUUUCCUUUUCCUAUAAUGGGUCUUGGGGUGAAUAUAAGAUGGAUAUACAGAUAAAGUAGCUAAAAAGCAUUACAGGAAAUUACAGACAGUACAGAAUUCUACCAUACAAAUGGCAACUCUAACCUCUGAAUUGGAUGCAAAGAAAUUGACAUGAAAUUUCAUACUUUACUCUCAACAAGCUGUUUACGGUCACAUCAGCAUAUGAUUUGAGCUGUGAAACAUCUAACAAACAUUCCGAGUUAUAUUAAACACGACAACACAACACUUUUUUGUCUUAUUAAAACAUUUAAAAAUUAAUUUAAAUGUAUUAUAAUAUAAACUUAUAUGUAAGUUAUAAUAGAAAACGGAUCUGAUUCUGUCUGUUUUGUUUUCAGUUGUUAUGAAAGUGAAGAUUGAUCUCUAUUCACUCAUGUGGGGGCAUUAUGGUUGUGGACAUUUACAAUCACUUAUUUAUAGGCUCAAUUCAACUUUUCUGUUCGUUGGGGUGAACGAGAAUAUUUUUCGCUGAUAAUGAUCAUUGGUUCCCUCUGAUGUUAAUAUAAAGGCUCCUGUUCUACUUGCUCUUGUCCUCUGUGAGUUGACUGUGUACUGCUGAGCAGAGUUGUCCUGUUUUAAAUGACAAGGUUUAUGGUUAUUCAGCAUUUGAGAAUAUAUCAUUAGUUUAAGGAAACAAAGCUUCAGUAACAGCUAGCAGUAGGGUAAGAUAACGAAAGAGGAAGGAGCAACAUUUAGGUAUUAAUUAAACAAGUGUAGUCACGUCUUAAAAGAGGUACAUUUAAUUGUUGGGGAAGCCGGAUUUGCAGUUGAAUGUUUCUAAUCCAUGUAGGAAGAAACUGUAACAGAUUGUUCCUCUCAUCUGUACAUAUUUCUGUUUUUGUUGGUGAUGGGUGAAAUGACUGAAAUGUUCUAAGAAACCAUUCAAGUGAACAAUAAACAAUAAUGACAAGAA